GGGCUGACUGUUUCUACGUAGGAGGAUGGAAGGAGGGAGGAGACGAGGAGAGAGAUCAGCUCCGGCGGAGUCACCGGAUGGGGGUCGGGAAGGAGAUGACAACCGCGAGGAGGAAGGGAUGGAGAAGUUCUACGCUUUGAUCGCGAACAUCAGAGCGAUCAGAGACUCCCUGAGGAGAAGCCAACGUAAGAGGCUGAGAAAGGAAGCGGCGAAGCCUGUUUGGAAGCCGAGGUUCGAGAUGGAAGACUUCAUGCAUGAGGAGGAGGAGGAGGACGAAGAGGAAGGCAGUGGUAGCUCGGCGAUCGGCGCGUCGAGACCUCCGAAGCAAAGGAGAAAGAAGGAGGAGAGGGAGGAGGAGGGAGAAGAAGGGAAGAGUCAUGGCUUAGAUCUGUGUCUUUCUCUCUGAUACCGACAACUCAGCCUCCAUUUCUCUUCAAGAGAAUAUAAUUCUCAACCCCAUUAACGUAUGAGAUAUGCCUGUUUGAUGUGUAGUUUUUGUUCUAUGGUGUCUAAUCUGUUGGCAUACGACAGAUCGCGUCGCUAUUGUUAAUGGAUUCCCAAUUGUAA
Molecule: messenger RNA, 567 nt
Organism: Musa acuminata subsp. malaccensis (wild Malaysian banana)
Lineage: Eukaryota; Viridiplantae; Streptophyta; Magnoliopsida; Zingiberales; Musaceae
Product: NRR repressor homolog 1-like
Biological process (GO): regulation of systemic acquired resistance
Source: RefSeq, a predicted model, not a curated record